This is a messenger RNA of Oncorhynchus kisutch (coho salmon), 3110 nucleotides long. RefSeq names its product MON1 secretory trafficking family member A. Gene Ontology annotation, biological process: protein targeting to vacuole; vesicle-mediated transport. The record is from RefSeq and is a predicted model, not a curated record. Gene Ontology annotation, cellular component: Mon1-Ccz1 complex. The coding region runs from base 267 to 2072 and encodes 601 amino acids. NCBI's taxonomy places the organism in Eukaryota, Metazoa, Chordata, Actinopteri, Salmoniformes, Salmonidae. The transcript has 5 exons.
UGGUAUUAUUCAACACACAAAGAGUCAAACAACCGUUUACGAUAACGUUACAACAUUUAACAUGCAUUUAAAUUCUUCUCGAAGAAAUUAAAGGUAGCUAUGAUUUGAAAAUAAUUUGUGUACACAGGAAAAUGCAAUCGCUAGCUAGCAAACUAUCCUAUUUACCUGCAGAACUAGCUAGCUAUGCUAACAAACUAACGUUAGCUAGCUAGAUAGCUAAGUGUUGUCUCAGCAAGAACAGCUUGAAGAUCCGCUCAAGUUGUCGAAUGUUGUACCAAUCGUCUUUCCCUCUCAUCUUUAACAUGACAUGUAUACAUAGUCACAGAAAAACACAGUCAGUGUACUCAACUUGGAGUCAAUGUGUACAACAACACGAGACUAGGCCGAUGCGAAUACUGAAACGCACUGUUUCAGGUGUUGACAGACUUGGUAUCUACUAUCCCGUGUUACAGGUGGUUGUCCCUGUAGUAACUUAUGCAGCAGUGAUGGCUGUAUAUGUCCACAACAAGGGUAUACCGUGGGAGGUCCAGCAGAAUGGCACCCUGGCACCAGUGGACCGUCUCCGCAACGAGAGGUCUGAAAGCCCCACUCCAGGCCUGGUGGUGGGCACAGAACCAGGUGCUGGCCAGGAGAGUGCCAUGUUUGUUCAUGCACAGUCCUUUGAGGACCUGACUGCUGACAGUGAGCCAACUACUGAGCCAGAACCUGAAGGAGAGACUGUGCUUGGAGAGUCAGCAGAGGAGGAGGCUCUAUGUCUGGGGGCUGAGCAGGAGACCCAGGAGGAACAGCAGCCGGAGGUAGAGGAGGAGCGCCCAGAGAACAGGAGUAAGGAAGAGGAUGUGUGCAGUGAGGUCUGGCGUAGCCACAGGAAGCAUGUGUUUGUACUGAGCGAGGCAGGCAAGCCCAUCUACACCCGCUACGGCACAGAGGAAGCCCUCUCCAGCACCAUGGGGGUCAUGAUGGCACUGGUCUCUGUCGUGGAGGCAGAUAAGAAUAUCAUCCGCUCCAUUCACGCAGACGGUUACAAAGUGGUGUUCCUUCGCAAAACUCCUCUGGUCCUGGUGGGUGUUUCCCGGACCUGUCAGUCAGACAGAGAGCUGACGCGUGAGUUGCAAUACAUCUACUACCAGAUUGUCAGCCUGCUCACCCUCACCCAGCUCAACCACAUCUUCCAGCAUAAGCAGAACUACGACCUGCGCCGCCUACUGGCAGGCUCCGAGCACCUCACUGACAACCUGCUGCGUCUGCUGGACCGCGACCCGGGCCUGCUCCUCAGUGCUGUCACCUGCCUCCCCCUGGCCAGCUCCACCCGCGACCUGGUCUCCUCCAGCCUUCAGGCCGCCAAGGCCAAGAGCUUGGUCUUCUCCAUCCUCUUGGCUGGGGACCGUCUGGUCACCCUGGUGCGCAAGAAGGACCAGUACCUGCACCACAUGGACCUGCACCUGCUCUUCAAUCUGGUGGGCUCCUCGUCAUCUUUCCGCGAGGGCGAAGGUUGGACACCCAUCUGCCUCCCUAAAUUCAACACUGCUGGCUUCUUCCAUGCCCACAUCUCCUACCUGGAGCCUGCCUCUGACCUCUGCCUCAUCCUGGUGUCCACCGACCGGGAAGACUUCUUUAACCUGUCUGAUUGCAAGCGCCGCUUCCUGGAGCGGCUGAGCCGACGCACUGCCUACCAGUCCCUGAAGGAGGCACUGAAGUGCCCCAGCUACUCUGUCACCCAAGUCAACAUCCCAGAGCUCAGGCACUUUCUGUACAAGUCCAAGAGCUCAGGGCUCUACACUAGCCCUGAGCUGCCCUUGCCAUACCAAUCUUUAGAGGACCAGGAGAGGCUGAUGGGAUUGUACCAGUACCUCCACAGCCGCUUGCACCAACCGACACGUCCCCUGCGCUCCAUCUACCGCUGUGGAGAGACUGAGAACUUGCUUGCCUGGGUGACCAGUGGCUUUGAGCUCUACCUCUGUUUCAGUCCUCUUGGGACCAAGGCCAUGGCCGUGGCUGCUGUUAAUAAGCUGCUGAAGUGGAUCAGGAGGGAGGAGGACCGCCUCUUCAUCCUUAGUCCCCUGACAUACUGAGCCCCCAUCUGAACUAGCUACAGUUCCAAGAAGCCCUGGCCCUCUAAACUCUCCUCAUGACGUUGAAGUCUGAUGGUCACCAUUGGAGGCCAUGGAUAUAAUGCCAACAAACCAUCAUGCAUCACUGUUGUGCAUAUAUGCAGUCUGUGUUUGCUCUUUGCAGACCCUUCAGUCUAUGGUCAUCAGGGGGUCCAAUGAGGUCAUCACAAUGAGAGUACAGCUAUGUUUUAUCAAACAUAAUUUUUUUAUUUUAAUUGUUUGCUUCAACUAAGGUGAUUGCCCUAUGGGAAUUGAGAGUUACGCAGCAGACAUUUCAAUUAAUAACAAUAACAUCUGUGAUGCUGUCCCUGUUGCUAUAAGAUUAUUAUUUUAAACUCACUUUAUGGAAUCACUACCUGGACAUGAGGAAUGCUGUGUGUUGUUUUAGCAGUAACCUACAAAUAUAACAAAUAGAGACUGACCAUCUUGAAAAGGAACUACAUUUGUUUUUAUCUAACUCUAGUAUGUGCCUGAGGGGCUGUUUUAUGUUUACCAAGAUGCUCUUGCUUGGUUAGGGGAUGCAUGUCAAGGGCAACGGUUAACUUUCUGGGGAAAGCACAUUCCUGUGACACAAUAGAGUCAAUAUUGUCAAUAGUCCCUUAUAGUUAGCCCGAUAAUUGAUGAAACCCAAAAAAUAUUAAUCUCACUUAAUGACUGUAAUGCAGUUAGCCCCAUGCGCUCUACUUAGGCACAUAUGCGCAUACUUAAAAAUAUACUUAUUCAUUUCAUUAUUUUGUUUGUCUGCAUACUGCAAGAGUAAUGUGAAAAUUCUACCAUGAUUACUGUUUAGUUUUUUCAAAAGAUUGUUUUGAAUUAUUUUUUUUUUAAUGAUUAUUUGUGUCUUCAUUUUUUGCUUGGAUUAAUGUUUUGAUCAUGGAUUUUCACAGUCAAAGAUGAUGUAAUUGGAAAAGUAUCUUUAUUUUAAGAUGGGAAUCUCUGAGGUGUCUGUAUUAAUAUGAUUUUUGUUAUCUCACAAAUUAUAAGUGUUUUAUGGGUCCA